This is a messenger RNA of Phymastichus coffea, 423 nucleotides long. RefSeq lists its product as uncharacterized. The coding region runs from base 1 to 423 and encodes 140 amino acids. Gene Ontology annotation, biological process: DNA integration. Gene Ontology annotation, molecular function: nucleic acid binding. The transcript has a single exon. The record is from RefSeq and is a predicted model, not a curated record. Lineage: Eukaryota; Metazoa; Arthropoda; Insecta; Hymenoptera; Eulophidae.
AUGGUCGUCACAGAUUCUCCAUUUUUCAAAACAGCAAUGGACAUUGUGGGACUGAUGCCAACGGUCAAAUUAAAUAAUCGUUACUGUUUAACAUUUCAGUGCAUGUUUACACGUUUCGCUAUAGGUAUUCCAAUACCUGAUCAAACGGCUAUUACUAUAGCAGAUGCUUUUAUUAAACGUGUGGUCUGUCUAUUCGGAGCACCAAACGGCUUGCUUACCGAUUGCGGGCAAAAUUUUUUGUCAAACUUAAUGAAAAGAGUUGCAAAAAGAUUUCGUAUUAAACAAUUCCGCACAAGCGCUUUUCAUCCUGAAUCCAAUGGAGUAAAAGAAAGACAACAAUCCUCAUUAAACGAAUAUUUAAAAGUUUUUACAAAUAAGUUUGAAGAUUGGGAUGAAUUUGUAGAAAUGGCAAUGUUCAAUUAG